AUGGACUCUCUCACUACCCACCCGUCGAACGCGGUUCAGGCACGUGCCUUCACCUCCCCUUCCUCGCUGUCCUUCCCUGGUGGCGCUGGUGUUGGGGACAUGACACCACCUUCCUCUGAGAAGGAGGCUCAAGGUGUCAACAGCCAAGUUGGAGGAAAUGCCAGCACCGGCAACGGGGUGACUCCCGCUACUCCCGCUACCCCCGCUGCGACGCCUGGCGCCACCACGGGAGGCAGUGGCAUUGUGCCUACGUUGCAAAACAUCGUGGCCACUGUCAACCUUGACUGUCGUCUGGAUCUGAAGACUAUCGCGUUGCAUGCUCGUAACGCCGAAUACAACCCAAAGCGUUUCGCCGCCGUCAUCAUGCGUAUUCGGGAGCCUAAGACUACCGCGUUGAUCUUCGCUUCAGGCAAGAUGGUUGUGACUGGUGCUAAGUCCGAGGAUGAUUCGAAGUUGGCUUCGCGCAAGUACGCGCGUAUCAUUCAGAAGCUUGGUUUCAACGCCAAGUUUACCGACUUCAAGAUCCAGAAUAUCGUUGGUUCUUGCGAUAUCAAGUUCCCGAUUCGUCUGGAGGGUCUGGCUUCUCGCCACCACAAUUUCUCUUCUUAUGAACCUGAACUGUUCCCUGGUCUGAUCUACCGUAUGAUGAAGCCGAAGAUUGUUCUCUUGAUCUUCGUCAGCGGCAAGAUUGUGUUGACCGGAGCUAAAGUUCGUGAAGAAAUUUACCAAGCUUUCGAGUUGAUCUACCCUGUGCUUUCUGACUUCCGCAAAAUUUAA
Molecule: messenger RNA, 777 nt
Organism: Penicillium chermesinum
Lineage: Eukaryota; Fungi; Ascomycota; Eurotiomycetes; Eurotiales; Aspergillaceae
Product: TBP family protein
Exons: 4
Coding region: 1-777 (258 amino acids)
Biological process (GO): DNA-templated transcription initiation
Molecular function (GO): DNA binding; RNA polymerase II general transcription initiation factor activity
Source: RefSeq, a predicted model, not a curated record